Pichia membranifaciens NRRL Y-2026 is the source of this 2856-nucleotide messenger RNA. RefSeq lists its product as hypothetical. The coding region runs from base 396 to 2690 and encodes 764 amino acids. Lineage: Eukaryota; Fungi; Ascomycota; Pichiomycetes; Pichiales; Pichiaceae. The record is from RefSeq and is a predicted model, not a curated record. The transcript has a single exon.
UCAUAUUUCGCAAAGUAUCAUGUACUUGCACAAAAAGACGUUUCCACGUUUCGGGGUCGAUCGACUUCUCGGAGCUUUUUUUCCUGUUUUCGCAUUUUCAGUCUUUUUUUGUUGCACAUGCAGGCACGUGUGGGGACUCCGAAAACGGAAAUCUAGAGAUGGCUAUCUGCAACGGAUCCCUUAACCAGGCACAGCAAUGAAGGGGGCACGUUCUUUGGCCGGGAAUCUUCACAUGCUAGAGGCUUUUGAUGAGGAUGUUAUGUGACCAUAGGAUUUGUUUUAUUUAAGGAGAAUGUGUUUUCCAAACUGAAGUUUGGUCCCAAAUAUGGGUGCAGCUUUGGAGGAAAGACUAGAAAAAGGAGUCGCUGAAAGUAGGCUUUUAUCACCCACCAAUAAUGGAAGCUGUCAACUCUACGCUACGGAACGCGUUUCUAACAGCGCCAGAAUCCUAUUUCCCGAAGUACUCACUGACAAUUCUGGUUGCCCUUUUGGCAGGCUUGAGCGUCAUACUGUUGAAUACAUCGGCAAAAACUCUGCUGCUAUUCUGCUAUCAUUGCUUUGUCGCUCCGUUUACUGGAUCGGCUAAAAAGAAGGCAAACGCCACAAUAGACCAGCAGUCUACCUUGGAGUCAUUCUAUGAGGCACAGGCAAAAAUCUAUGACGCUACCAGACCAUACUUGUUGAAAGGUAGAGAGCAAUCUUUGCAGCUAGCCAUCGCCAACUUGCAGAAGAAGAAGGAUUUGGUGUGGGUCGACGUUGGAGGCGGCACCGGAUGGAACGUGGAGUACAUGAACAGUUUAGUAGGUUUAUCGGCAAAGUUCAAAGCCGUUUACAUUGUCGAUCUCUCCCCCUCGUUGUUGGGAGUUGCCAAAGAAAGGUUUGAGAGAUUGGGUAUUACCAAUGUCCACUGUAUCCUCGAAGAUGCAUGUACAUUCCGCGUUCCCCAUGAUUCUGUUGACCUAAUCACAAUGUCCUAUUCAUUGUCAAUGAUCCCUACUUUCCAUUCUGCGAUUGACCACCUACAGCAGUUGCUGCACAAGAACGGUGUGAUUUGCUGUGUUGACUUUGGUGUUCAAUCUUGUGAAACCACCACAGGUAGAGUCAAUACAGUGGGUGGUUUGGCUAACAGACAUAUUCCAUGGGCUUUUAGAACCUUCUGGAGAGUCUGGUUUGAAACAGAUAGAGUGUUUUUGGAUCCUGCCAGAAGAGAUUAUUUGGAAUAUCGAUUUGGAACCUUGAAGUCGCUAAACUUGUGCAACAAAAAUCUGGGUAAUAUUCCUUACUACAUUUGGCUAGGCUGCGAUAAGGAUAGAUCACCUGCACUUUUGCACAGAGUGAAUGCAUUAGCAACUGAGUCUCCUUAUCUGGCGCCUCAGGAUGCUCUGGAAGCCAAAAAGGAUUUAAAAACUAGUAAAGGCCAUGAAGCAGCAAUGAGCAAUCAAAUUAGAAACCUUCCAUACCCAUCGUUGUAUUAUCAAGAAGACAUAUAUCGUGUCUACUAUGAUGAAAUGAGACCUGAGUACAACCAGUUCAAUAACGACUAUAUUUAUGCUUUUACGUGGGAAGACCCCAGAGAGGAUGAUAAGAUAUUGAAUUUCAAAUCAAGUGAUACCGUUCUAGCAAUCACCUCUGCUGGAGACAAUGUUUUGUCGUAUGCACAACUUCCAAACGCACCAAGAAGAAUACACUGUGUUGAUUUGAAUCCGUGUCAGGGUCAUCUGAUGGAAUUGAAGUUGGCUGCUUUCAAGUCUCUCACGAAAGAAGAGGUUUGGCAGCUGUUUGGUGUCGGCAAAAUUGAAAACUUCAAUGACCUUCUAAUCAACAAAAUGUCGCCACAUAUGUCAUCUAAUGCUUUACAAUACUGGUAUGCAAAAGGUCCUCAAACUUUUGAUGUCAAAGGCAGAGGCCUAUAUGAUACAGGAUUUUCCAAAUGGGCAUUGAGAAUGGCUAGUUAUCUGUUCUAUUUGACAGGAGUGAAGGACGAUGUCGAUGAAUUAUGCUCAGCAAAAACAAUGAAACAGCAAAAGCAAAUUUGGGAUGCAAAAAUCAAGCCGACAUUAUUGAACCCUAUCGUCUCCAAACUUCUGGUAGGAAAUCCUCUUUUCCUAUGGAAAGCAUUAGGUGUCCCUGCUAACCAAGCUGCUAUGAUGGGCAAUUCUGUUUUGAAAUAUGUUAAAGACACUUUUGAGCCAAUGGUUGAUCGGUCGCUAAUCUCAACAGAUAACUACUUUUACUACCUCUGCUUGCAAGGUCAAUACUCUAAAAACAAUUGUCCUGACUACUUGACUUCCCAUGCUUUCAAAACUUUCUCACGUAAGGAAGACAGCCCACUAAAUCGUAUCAGAAUCCAUACUGAUUUCCUCAAUGACGUCUUUUCACGUUUAACACCUGGCUCACUUACAAUUGCUAUCAUUAUGGACCAUAUGGAUUGGUUCUCUGAAGAUGGUACCGAUGCUGAUACUGAAAUAGCUGCCCUAUAUCACGCCUUAGGUUCAGGAGGAAGAGUUAUGUUAAGAUCAGCAUCGGAACACCCAUGGUAUAUCUCAAAUUUUGAAAAAAUUGGUUUUACUUGUGAAGCUGCGGCUGUAAGAACUCCAACACAUGCUAUUGAUAGAGUCAAUAUGUAUGCUUCAACAUGGGUCUGUACGAAGAUUGGGAAGAGGAGAAACAUGAGCACGUUACAAUUAUAGAUGAUCUUUUGUAAUCUAAAUACUUGUCCUUCUAGUAAUUAAAUGAAUAUAACGAACCAAAGAGCCUGACUUCACCAGACAUAAAUAAAAUUCUAGAAGGUUUCUUCAAAAUCUUCUUAUAAGGUGAGUCAACGAAGGGGGUAAAAUGAAGUCUAACUAGCAUUGC